CCUGAACACCGACACGAUGGACAGCCAAGCUAUUGUCCAGUACAUGGAUGAACGUAUUGAAGUUCUCCAACAGACGAAUCCUACCUUUCACAGAACUUCAUUUACCUUUGAAAACCCACACACUUGCCAGCAUUGCCAGCAGGAAGCCAUCCAAAUUGAGACGCGCUCUAACACAAACCUCUGCUUUGAGUGCAUGUGGAGUGGGGUGGGAAAGGCAGCAGAGGAUGAGCGACAUAGAAGAUGCGGAGGAUGCAGCAGACUUCUUGAAAAUCCCGACAUGAGAGUGUACUCGGCAACUCUAAGCUACAGUCCAUCUCAGGCCAUCGGCGCUUCUCAGUCCGGUUGUGCUUUCUACGAAUUACUGGUAGACGACCUCCUCUUGUCUCAAAAGAUGUUCGGGUGGACGAGGGCCAAACCCAUCUUCUCAAACGAUUCAAACAGAUUCAUGUUAUCUUUUUCCUCCUCUGCUUCCGAUCCACAUCCUACGUGUACGCUUUCAGUUCGGUUUGGACCGGCCGACGGCACAGCAACCGGAUUCAACUCCAUAGAUUCCAGACAACUAGAGGCAUGGACAACGGCGACUAGCAAGGCUUCGAGAUACAUUUCAUCCCGGCCGUACGAACGAGAUGUUACGUCCUCUGCAUCGAUAAACUUCGCUCAAAAAUGUCUAAAAUCCUGCUUGGAAACACACUAUCGAUGUCGCGGACGGCUAACAGAGGAAUCCGACCGUCAAGCACGUCGUCCCGACUACGUAAUGGCUACAGAGUCAGUUGAGAUCGCUGAUAUCCCAUCACGUCUUCUGCAUAUCCCCCCCGACAUUAGUCAAACUCGUGCCAAGCUGGUACAGGUCCGCGAUCUCCCCCACGAAGAGAAACUCGAAAUAUCGCAGUCGGGUUUUGCUGUUCUGUCGUACUGUUGGGGAGGUAGCCAGCCCGUCAUGUUGACUACGGCGAACUUGCUACACCUCACCUCUGGGUUUGAUGCAUCUGAAAUGGCACAAACAAUUCGAGAUGCUAUGUGGGUGGCCCAGGAGAUCGGUCAGAAGUACUUAUGGGUUGAUGCACUCUGCAUUCUGCAAGAUGAUGGACGGGACAAGGAGCGCGAGAUUGCUCGGAUGGGAAAAUACUACGGCGGCGCCACAGUUACCAUUUGUGCGGCUUCUGCUUCAACUGCCCGAGAAGGGUUUCUCUCCAAGCGAGAGGCGCGUUCAUACGCAGCGGGGCCAAUUCGUCUACCACUACGAAGCAAAAAUGGCGAUGGGGAGGGAGAGGUCUUCGUGCUCACGGAGGAUCUGGAUGUGGAAGAACCAACGACAACCAGAGGGUGGACUCUGCAAGAGUCUCUCCUAUCUCGGCGUAUUUUGAUCUUCACGCAGAAGCAAAUCUACUGGUGUUGUGUCAACUCAUACGCCGGCUGCGGCGGCAUGCAUGUGAGCCUUGUGGACCGAUUUGUGGGAGGCAAAGAAUCGCUAGUUGAGAACAUUUAUCCCAUGGGUUCUAUGCUGGACAGGGAUAUGCUUUCUCGCUGGAUCCUCCUCGUCGAGCAAUACACCAAACGUCGCCUAGGAUUCGAGGGAGACAAGCUCCUGGCAUUCUCAGCUGUUGCUGCUGAUUCUGUGGAUGUUUACAAAGGCCGUGGCAAGGAUGUCAUAUACCUAGCCGGCCUGCUUGUGGAGCACAAAAACCAGAUGUCUUGGCUAGAUCAGCUCCUUUGGUAUCCUUUUCCGGAUAUUGCAAAUUCAACACGGGCAAAGGGUUAUCGAGCUCCAUCGUGGUCCUGGGUAGCACUGGAUGGCCGUAUCGCUGUUGGAUCGAAUCUAAUAACGGAAACAGAGACACACUUCGAGAUGGCCGCAAGGGUAGAGGCCCAUCAUAUUGACCUCUCCGAUCCAAAAGCUCCGUACGGCAGCGUUCUAGGAGGACAUCUCACGCUGUGGGCGAAAGUGCUACCAGUACGCGACUGCAUGAAGCUAUCGCUCCCAAUUGAGGUUGUGGCCGAUUGGACUACUGUGGCUUCUGUCGGAUCGUUUUUUGCCGAUCCUAAGGAUGGCUUACCAGCCAGGAUUGAGCUAUUCCCCGAUACGAAGGAAGAUCAGCAAAUCAUCGAGGAACAGAGUAUUGAUCCAAAGUCUCCAUCCCAUGACAAAAUUCAGCUUGUUUGUCUCUUUGAGGCCGAUGCUGAAAUGGGAGGGGUACAGAGGGUAGGCGAUGCUGGUCUUAUAGUAGCAGUUUGUCCUGGUCCUGCGGAGGAUACGUUUUCACGCAUCGGUCUCUUCCGAAUUCGCAGAGAUCUGAAGUCGUUAGAGUCCAGCACGGGGGGUAUCUCAGGACGUAAUGGUCGAAGCGUUUUCGAUGGGGUUCAAAAUCGAUUGAUACAGAUUGUCUAGUAAUGAGAGCCAUGGACGUUUGAGGAUGAC
Molecule: messenger RNA, 2416 nt
Organism: Ilyonectria robusta
Lineage: Eukaryota; Fungi; Ascomycota; Sordariomycetes; Hypocreales; Nectriaceae
Product: heterokaryon incompatibility protein-domain-containing protein
Exons: 1
Coding region: 17-2386 (789 amino acids)
Source: RefSeq, a predicted model, not a curated record